Hyla sarda is the source of this 2864-nucleotide messenger RNA. Its product is annotated as mitochondrial amidoxime-reducing component 1-like. NCBI's taxonomy places the organism in Eukaryota, Metazoa, Chordata, Amphibia, Anura, Hylidae. The record is from RefSeq and is a predicted model, not a curated record. Gene Ontology annotation, molecular function: molybdenum ion binding; nitrate reductase activity; pyridoxal phosphate binding. Gene Ontology annotation, cellular component: mitochondrial inner membrane. Bases 286 to 2580 code for a protein of 764 amino acids. Gene Ontology annotation, biological process: nitrate metabolic process. The transcript is spliced from 5 exons.
AGUACCCCUUUAAGUCUUAUGUACAAGGUUGAUUACAUGGUACGGAGUGAGACCGACAUGCGCACCAGGGGAUACUCGCGCUGCUGGCGUCCCUCCCGUGAUCGCUCUCACAUCGAUCCCAUUAACCUGGAGGUGUAGGAUUGGUAUUCGGACCAGGGAACAACACCAAGGAUAAAAAAAUUAAAAAAAAUACUCGCCUGCCACCGAUCCCCACUACUGCUCAUCAAUGCUUUCAUCUCGAUAUCCAGGAAAUGGCCACUUAGCCAAUCACAUUGUUACAAUCACAUGUCUAGAGGAUUGGCCGGAGGUAGUCCCAUUAUGCCUUCUUGUGUUGUCAAGGGUUGCUUUUGCACAUGGAAGUCCAGACACACAGACAUCAUCCUUCACAUCUUCCCAAACAACCCAGCAAUCAUAAGGCUAUGGUUACAGCAGACGGGUCGAGUGGGUGAAGAUUUGGAGGAGUUGGUGAAAAAAGUGAUAAGAGGAAAGAAGUCCGAUACCUAUCGCAUGUGCUCCAUGCAUUUCACUGACGAUUGCUACAUCCAAAACGGUGAUCGGCGUACCCUGAAAAAAAAUUCCAUCCCGACCAUAUUUCCACCAGUAUCGGCAAACCCUAUUCUAUCGACUGAAGAAGAAGGACCUAAGAGGAAAAAACGAAAAAUAUUGCAGACUACUAUGGGUGGAGUAAACCAAAGUCCUUCCACUUUGAGUGAACCUUUGUUAUAUCAUACGGCCCAAAUAAGUGGGGAUGAAACGCUGCUUCUUGAUUACCAACCCCCCUCAGAUCAAGAACCCUGUAGGGUGGGGAGUUUAGUGGUGGAUCAAGGGACCAAUACAGAUUCUGGGAAUCAUGAUAGAUUUGGAUCAGGGGGGGUCACCCCAAAACCUGGCAAAAAACAUGCACAAACACAAACCUCAGUACAAAUGUUCACACAAGAACCUGAGAUUGGGCCCAAAAGAGUUAAACACUUACCGAAGAGUCAUGGUAGGUAUCCAAAACCAGUCAAGAUAAUGGAUUCUGCCUUUCACGAAUCUGACUAUGAAGAAGAGAAGGAGGAGUCUUUCUAUGUCGAAAGCGAUGAAGAUGCCGAGGGCGAAGCCAAAAAUGGAGACUUCAAGUGUAUCUAUGAAGGUCCCAGGAGUCCGGUGCGAGAGAAAAAGUUUAUAGUGUUUGAAAGUUGCCUGAAUAAACUUCUCGCCAUGCUACGGUGCCAGGCGCAAAGUCAUUGCGAGGAUCGCGUGACACAUGUCAGGAAGAGCUUCGUAGGCUCCUCGGUUAUUGUAGAGGUGAAAUGUGCAAGUGGCCACACCAAAACCAUAUGGGAAAGCCAACCGAGACUAGGCAACCAACCGUUGGGAGAUGUUUUGGCCUCCGGCGCGGUCUUCUAUAGCGGAUCUAGUUUCCUCAAGAUUCUUCAAAUGGUAAAAUUGCUGAAUUUGAAAUUUAUUGGAAAAUCCACUUAUUAUAAGAACCAGUUGGCGUAUUUGUUUCCGACCGUAAAUCGUCACUGGCUUCUAGAGCAGCAGUCUAUCUUUACCCGCCUAAAAGAGAAACCGGUGUGCCUGGUGGGGGAUUGUCAAUGUGACCCUCCCGGCCACCUGGCUAAGUAUUGUACCUAUACCAUGAUGGAUGCCGAGACUAAAAAAAUUAUCGGCUUUCAUACACAACAGCUACUGCCUAUUCUGUCUCAGGCUCACCUCGAGAACAUAGCAUUUAGAAAAUCGCUAAAUUACAUCUUAGAAAAAGGGGUCAAUGUGAAGAUGGUAACAACCGAUCGUCAUGUGGGAAUUCGAAAAAUAAUGAAGGAAAGUUAUGGCACUAUCCAUCACCACUUUGACCCAUGGCACAUGGCAAGAUCCAUUAGUAAUAAAAUUCUUGUACAGUCUAAGAAAAAACACUGUGAAGUCCUCUUGCAUUGGGCGUUGCCGAUCAGAUCACACUUGUGGUGGUGUGUAAAGACCUGCAAGGAAAACCGUGAAGAGUUAUUGGAGCGGUGGAAUUCGUUACUGUACCACGUUCUUAAUGUUCAUGAAUGGAAUUCCAAUUCUGACUACUGGAAGUGCCAACAUGAUGUACCUCGGCCUGAAAACGCCAAACUUACCAACUGGCUUUCAAAGCGCUCUUUGGCUUACUGUAGACUACGAGAUAUUGUACUCAGCCCGUCAUUGCAGAGAGACUUGAGACGAGUGUCCCUUUACUGCCACACAGACUCUCUGGAGGUCUUUCGUAGUACGUGUCUCAAAUACCGGCCUAGGGGGUUUCAUUGUCGUAUGGAUGAAAUGGUGGCCAGGAUCCAGCUGGCAGCAUUGGACCAUAACCAGAACGUCCAAAGAGUUCACGCUGCCCUGAAGAAGUCUGGAACCGUAGGUGUUGCUGGACAGUGUGCCAAAUUUACCAAGGCACCAUUAGUGAAAUCGAUUUAUGAACGGAAAGGCCAGGACUUCGCUUUCGACUUGUUAAGAGAAGUGGUCUCUCUGGUGCGCAAGAUGGAGCGGAAUUCGUCUCGUCCUCCUCUACUGCCCAAGCCUCCAUCGAGAGAACCGAAACAUUCUCUAGCCCCAAACUUAGACAAUACUUGACAAGAACAAUGUUGUGUUUCAUGUUGAAACGUUAGCAGUACUUUAUAUGUAACAUAUUGUUGCAGUUGGGAAACUUAUCUCUCUCUCCUCAGCUGUAGGAGACUAUGAACAACUCCAAUGUUGCGGUGGAUAAUGUCUCAGUAAAUUGGUUAUGGGUAACCUUACCCUCUGCAGGAGGUGGUGUGAAAAUGUUUCUAAUUUUUACCUGUCACCAAAUAAAACUUUUAAUAUAUUGUUCCUUGUGUAAUUACCAGACACUUUCCUAUUAAUUUUGCUUUUAAAAU